AUGGAAGAGGAGAUUGUGAAUGAGGGACUUCCUCAAGGUGACCAAGUUCCUCUAGGCAAUCAAGUUCCGGUGGAUCCCCCAACCAUGACCAAUGAAGAAGUUAGGUUGGCUCUUUUGAUGAUGGCUCAAGCCGUAACUACUCAAGCCGAAGCCAUGACGGCUCAAGCUACUAGGGGUGUUGAGGCAAAUAUGAACCCUAUUGUGAGCACUAUGGCUUCUAGGUUGAGCGACUUUGUGAGGAUGAAUCCUCCGGUAUUUCUUGGUUCCAAGGUGGGAGAGGAUCCCCAAGAGUUUUUGGAUGAGGUGUAUAAGGAGUCCAAACUUAAGAGGAAGAAUAGGGAGUUGAAGAGAGUUAGGUCCGAUGAGCAAGGUCAACCAAGGUUCAAAAAGAGGAGUUCUAACCAAGAUUCUUCAAGAACUCCUAGAGUUAACCAAGAGAAAGGUGGUGGGUCUUCAUUUUCUAAACCUGCUUGCACCGCUUGUGGAAAGAAGCAUUUUGGGAAGUGCCUAGCCGGUACUAAUAGGUGCUAUAGUUGUGGGAAGAAUGAUCACCAAGUGAGAAAUUGUCCUACUCUUACGACCAAAGGAAGGGAGGCUAAACAAGCUUCUCUUGAUGGCCCAGAUCCUAAUGCUCCAAAGAAAAAUCGCUUAUAUGUACUUCAAACCAAAGAGGGCAAAGGAGCUCAUCCGAAUGAAGGCACCGGUAAGUGA
This is a messenger RNA of Solanum verrucosum, 711 nucleotides long. RefSeq lists its product as uncharacterized. Lineage: Eukaryota; Viridiplantae; Streptophyta; Magnoliopsida; Solanales; Solanaceae. The transcript is spliced from 2 exons. The coding region runs from base 1 to 711 and encodes 236 amino acids. The record is from RefSeq and is a predicted model, not a curated record. Gene Ontology annotation, molecular function: nucleic acid binding; zinc ion binding.